Messenger RNA from Capsicum annuum, 3240 nucleotides. RefSeq lists its product as uncharacterized. NCBI's taxonomy places the organism in Eukaryota, Viridiplantae, Streptophyta, Magnoliopsida, Solanales, Solanaceae. Gene Ontology annotation, cellular component: nucleus. Bases 140 to 2224 code for a protein of 694 amino acids. Gene Ontology annotation, biological process: ubiquitin-dependent protein catabolic process; mRNA processing; protein ubiquitination. The record is from RefSeq and is a predicted model, not a curated record. The transcript is spliced from 15 exons. Gene Ontology annotation, molecular function: ubiquitin protein ligase activity; zinc ion binding; nucleic acid binding.
GGGGGUUCCAUUAGUUGUGCAUUCUGUAUUUCAACUUCCGUUACUUAUCUUAGCCCCCCUUCUCUGAAGAACCCUGGAAUCUCUCGUUUGCUGUCUAUAAUCUCUCUCUUUGGAUUGAAUUAGGUGUGAGGUAGAAAGAAUGUCAAUUCGCUUCAAAUUCAGGAGCUGUCAAAACUUCGAUUCUGUUGAUAUAGAUGGCCGGUCCUCUAUCUCGCUGCGAGAGCUGAGGUUGAAGAUCGCCCACCAAAAACAUCUCGACACUUGUCAGGACUUUGAUCUCAUUUUCUCCGAUGAACUCUCUGGCGAAGAGUAUAAAGACGAAAAUUUUCAGAUUGCGAGUGGGUCAAGUGUGAUUGUCAAGAGAGUUCCUGCUCGAACGAUGCAUUCAGCUGCUAAGUUUCAGUGUCAAAAGCGUGAUCCAAGCGGCUUAAAUCAGGUUAUACAAAGAGGUUCUAAUCAUAGCAAGAUCCCAACUAAGUUACCUGAACCAAAAACUCCUGAUGCGCCGGCAUUGCAUAAGGUGAUAAGCUCCGACUUUCCAGCUGUUCCCAAUAUUGAUUUGCCUGUAGAGUUGAAAUGCCCUCUCUGCAAUACCGUCUUUAAGGAUGCUGUGAUGAUACCUUGCUGCCACCACAGUUUUUGUGAGAAAUGCAUUUGUCUGUCUCUUCAAGAAAACGCAAUGUGCCCAAAAUGCCUUUGUAGCAGAUGUAGAGUGGAAGAUCUUCUACCAAAUUUAUCUCUCAGGAAAACAAUUGAGCAUUUUCUUGAAUCCCAGAUAGAUACCUCUUUGUCAGAAAGUGAUUUACGCAAAUAUGCUCCAGAUGGUGAAUCUGGCAUUCAGGUGAAAGAUAUUUCUUGUGCUGUAACAGUUGUGCAACGGGAAAUGGAGAUGCCUCAUUCACCCUCAGCUACUGGAAAAGGAUCCAAUCAAGUUAUGGCAGAAUCUCUUUAUGACCCAUAUAUUAGGAGAAAAUCAUUGUCAAGGACAAUGCAACAAAUGGAUGGAGGAAGAGAUGGAUCUACUAAUCAUUGGAAUUUUCCAAGUGUACCUGAUUACCCUGAAGAUUGUCCGGGUGAAAGCAAGCCUCUUAAGUUGCUUCAUUCCCAUUUUCAAAAUGAAGUCGAUUCUUCCAUCAAGAAGAAUAAAGGUCUGUGGUGUGACACAAGAGGUGGCGCCAUGAAUUUUCUGCCUGCUGGAAGAGUUAUAAAGGACCGUAAUUGUUACAUGUGUGGUUCUCCUGACCAUCUCAUCAGAGACUGCGCUUUUGCUUCCGAUCCAAAUCCAAUGCUUCGGACAGGAAACGCCAUGCUUUCGGGAGGAUUUCCAAGCUAUCCAUCACCUUAUUGGAAUAGCAAUACAUACUCCACACUAAGGCCAUUUGCAAAUGUUUAUGGUAAUGGUGGAAAUUCUCCAUUUAGUGCUUGUAUGGUUCCUCCAACACUUUUUACUACUCCUUAUAUGCGAUCUAUGCACGCUGGCAUGCCUUUACAUGGAGGAAUCAUGAGAAUGGGUGGUAUGUCACUUCCAUCUGGAAACAGAGAUGAUCUCCCAUUGAACCAAUAUGAGUAUAUGGGUCUCCAGCUUGCUGAAGAUAAAAGGAGAAUGCAGAAUGAAAAAUUGGGAAGAGGGCAAAAUUGCCAACCCGAGACCACCUUUAAAGAGCAUUACCCAAAAAAUGACCGAGAAGCAACCGGAAAGUUACAAAAGGAGAGAGAACUGUACAGUUCUGAUGAUAGCUUUGUUCGAAAAAGACACAGAAAGCACCUCCAUGUUGAGAAAAGAAGGGAGAAAAGCCGCCAUUCCUCAUCUGGUAGUAGAGAUAAGGUGUCUCGGCACUCUGAGAAGUCUAAUGAUGGGUUUCCUAGUAGUUCUGAUAGGCGUAGGAGAGAAAGUCAUCAACACCAUAGUCGGGACUCAAGAAAGCGCCAUGAAUGUGAUUCUACUUUGGAUCACUAUCAAGUUUCUGAUCGUAAACAUGGAGUUGAUUGUCAUGUAAGAGGCUCUCAUCAGAAACAUCACCCAAGUUCUGCACUAGAACUUAGUUCACCUGUGCAUCAGAAAGCACGAUUCAAAGAGAGGGGUUUUGGGCAUGAUGCAAAGCACUCCAGGCACCAUGCAAGACACUCCACUGAUGAGGUACGUGGCAACAGGAAAAGGAUGAGCAGCGGCUCUUAUGAAGAUUGUAGAGAUGGUUAUUAUCUCAAGCGAAAAAGAGUUCAUUGAGAGUAAUGUUGGUAAACUUGUAAAUGGAAUUGCACAUACAUCAAUGUAGGUGAUCAAUCAGGCUCCUGUUUCCUUUUGAAUAGAUAUGUAGAGUGGUUGGCCUUUGGACAGUAACAUCAUGAUUAACCUUUGUUCAUUUCCGUAACUAUACUCCUCUUCACUUCUUUAGUGUGAGGUCUGGAUGCUAGACAAAGGUUUUAACCAGAAGCCAUCUGGUUACAGAUGUAUUUUGGAUCAUUUUAUAUGCUGCCCAACUAUCGUUGUGGACAAAGGUAUGUAAGCUGAUUUGAGGUACCACUAAUGGCGGAAUCAAUAAUAACAAUAGGGGUGAAUUGUCAUGGUGAAUGGAUCGAGAAGAACAAUCGAUAUAUUUGGCAUUGGAAAGAGGGUGAAAUGUUAGAGACGAUAGCAAUGACAGUUCGAAGUGAUGUUUUGUAUGGUGAAUGGACUAAUUUGUCAAUCGAAAGAACUUGUUAUCAGCUUCAUGCAAAACUCCUUUGAAAAUCAGAGAGUACGACCUUUCAAGAUAAUCGAUCAGGUUCGGUUGCGUGCUUAUCUGAGUAAUUAAUCUAGGCUGAUGUUAAGGGUGUGCGUGGUUGAAAAAUCGAUAGAGAAUGAGAAUCAGACUGUAAAAAACGAACAACAAGAUAUGUUUGAUGAUUAAUUGGAUGAUUUGGACAUGAAUAGUUUAGAUGAUGAUCAAACACCUACACCCAUUAUUGCAAGCAAUACAGUGGACAGUUCUUCUCAAUCAAGACAGUUGGACAAUCUUCAAGAUGACUAGACUGGUUUUUACAAGGGAAUGACAUUCAAGAAUAAGGAUGAACUAGCUACUUCUUUGUAUAUUGCUGGUUUGAAUUUUUUUUUGACUAAAUAAAGUGAUUAGUUCGGGAAAUGUUUAUUGUUUUAGUUGUGCUCAUCUGGACUGUAAAUAGUGGUUGAGGGCUAUGAAAUACUUAAGUUCUGACAGAUUCGUCAUUAGAGUUUAUGAAAAGUAUCACAUGUGGUUCAGAGCA